CAUCACGUGAUGUAUACGUUUCAUUCAAGCUGCAGCCAACAUGGUUGCAUGAGCUUUGUUAAUUUACAUUUAGUUUACCGAUACUUAGCUAUACAUGUCAUUUUCUACCACCAGCAUCUCAGAAACUUCAGCUUAGUCGAGGUCUUCCGCUGCCUGUCUGGUAACCUGAGUACAGCAUUUGCCCCUAUACAAUGGCCAAGAUCAAUAACCUGAUGGCUGUCUCGUCGGAGGCCGAGCUCAGAGAUGUGUUGGGCCUGCUCCACGAGCGGGAGGAUGCUCUCAUCGACAAGCUUGAUGCCCCAAUGAAGGACAGUAAAGAUUUACAUCGAGAUCUUGGCGGUCUAGAUAGUCUCCAUGGAGACCUAGAUAUGCAGCUCAUCACAGCUCGAAGCAUCCACAAUGCAAUGCUAUCUACCGCGGGCGACACCGCUGAGCGACUAUCUACCAUGAUUCGCGCUUUAGAUAUGGAGAAGAGAAGGGUAGAGGCUACGCUGAUUUUUAUUGAGCAACUUAUAGAGCUCAAGGCGUGUAUAGCUGGUCUUAUAGGCAGCAUGGGUGCCCCCCAGGAUUGGGAGGCUGCCGCCGACUAUCUCACGCGCGCAUCGAAUAUACCUGAGGAAGUUACUCGUGGGGACUUCGCUCUAGCUGUUGUACCGAGCAUUGAGGCUCCAAAUCCCCCAUGGACUACAAUCCAGACUGCUCGCAAAAGCCUUUGUGUUCUGUUCUUGAGGGAAUUCAACGCUGCAACGAAACAAGGGGAUGGAGCCAAGGUCGCACGACUCUUCAAACUUUUCCCAAUUAUUGGCGAGGAAGACACCGGGCUGGAUGCUUACGGGCGGUAUAUCUGCCAAGGCAUGGCGGAAGCUCUCAAAGUGCGCCAGGAUCGUGGCAGACAGAACGAUUUGUUUUACGCAGAUAACCUAACAUGGCUGUUUGAGCACAUUGUGCAGAUCAUUAACAGCCACAGUGGCCUGGUAGAGAGGCACUACGGCGCUGAUAAAGUAGUGAAGGUCAUUGAAAGACUUCAAAAAGAGGCUGACAUCCAGGGCGGAAUUAUCUUGGAUUUGUGGAACGACGAACGGACGGUUACCAGGAUGAUGGCCGAUGUUAAGAGUUAUCCUUUCUCUUUCCUCUCGAAAAGCAUGAUGCCGGUUCAGAGAGGCAUCAGUUUUACAUUAAGAGGCAACGAGCUGAACAAAGACGAACUUAACUUCGAAGUGAAGAAGGUUGAGGGGCUCUUUGGAGAAAUGACAACAAUGCUAAAGAGUUGGUCGUUUUAUAAGCGAUUCAUCUCACUUCAAUGCAAGGUUGGCCUGGCCCAAGAAGAAAAGCUAUCGCUUCCAAAGUUCCUCUAUCAAUGCAAUGUCCAUAAUAAGAUCUCAGAGAAACUCAUCGAGCCAUGCAAACUUACGGCAACAUUUCUCUUUCGAAGAUCAGUGGAAAAGGCUUUUGAGAUGGAUACCGCACCAAGUGGCCUCUCACUAUCGAAGCCGUACGAGGGUAGUCCGCCGUUCAUUCUGCAAGCUGUAGAUGAUAUAAUGUAUGUCUUGGACAAUCUACUGCAGCAUAUGCUGUCUACGGGAAACAGAGAGGUGACCGUCUCUGUCACUUUGGCUAUCAGCAGGGUCCUCGAAUCGGAUUUAAUCGGGAUCAUCCACAGGCGCAUGAGAGACGAGUGCUAUCCCAAACCACUGAUCCAGGGUGGGUUUCCAUCAGAGGACAAAAUUAUCAGUUUCGUGGUUCUGAUGAACACUCUCGACAUGGCGAAGGAGUACCUGGAUCGUAUUAUAAGCUCCAGAGGUUACUUCUCGGAAACACAAGGCGUCGAUCUGACUGGCCCAUCUUCAUCAAGUCUCAAAGAAUCCUUCCCAUUUGGCAAGGACGCCGAGCUGGUUGCGAAUGGACUUCAGAGUCUGAAUGGCGCGCUAUCUGCUAAAGCUACAGAGCUUCUGAACGAUGGCAUCCGGGCAGUCUUUGAUGAGGUGCUGUGGCCUCGAAUCAGGCUAAUCCUCACAAACUCUUUCCAAGACGCAGUUUACGAUGUGUCGGAAGGGGAUUCCUUGGAUGAAGAGGACGUCGAUGGAGAGACAAUAUCGCGAGUCUCGGUCCGAUUCGAAGGCGGGUGGUUGGCCUUGACACGGCCACUGAAGCACACCAUGACGCCGAGAACAUACGCAGCAUUGACCAGCCUAGCAGCCAACAAGCUGGCAAGGGUGUUGGAGAAACGUGCGUGGAGUUACUCCGGCCGUAUGACUGCACUUGGUGGAUUGCGGUUGGAGUCGGACUUCUCUGGUAUCAUAAGUACCGUCGCCCGACGCGACUAUGCCCUUCACGAGCCAUUUGCUCAAUUGAAAGAGAUUCUUACAGUUGCGAACAUGAACGAUGAGGAGUGGGAUGAGGAGGUAUCAGGGUAUGACUCGCCUGGGAAAGGAACAAAUUGGUUACUCAAUGACGAUGACAUGGUGAAAGCGCGUAAGAUUGUGAGAAGAUAACUACUACGCUCAUAAACAACAGGUUUGUCAGCUUCACGAUGCUCCGCCGUUAUCAUCUCAUCAAUCCCAUUCAACUCAUAUAUCGUCUGAUCCAACGUUCAUAAGACAUGGAACCUAAAGUAGUCUAAAUUUACAUUCAUGGGCAUAAUGUUAAUAAAUCUCUUAGAAGUUUAGGUAAAGAUUUAGUAUGAGAAAGUCUAAUUUGAGGGUCAA
Messenger RNA from Fusarium redolens, 2705 nucleotides. Its product is annotated as COG4 transport protein-domain-containing protein. The coding region runs from base 192 to 2492 and encodes 766 amino acids. The transcript is spliced from 2 exons. NCBI's taxonomy places the organism in Eukaryota, Fungi, Ascomycota, Sordariomycetes, Hypocreales, Nectriaceae. The record is from RefSeq and is a predicted model, not a curated record.